Molecule: messenger RNA, 4025 nt
Organism: Acanthochromis polyacanthus (spiny chromis)
Lineage: Eukaryota; Metazoa; Chordata; Actinopteri; Pomacentridae
Gene: rfng
Product: RFNG O-fucosylpeptide 3-beta-N-acetylglucosaminyltransferase
Exons: 9
Coding region: 531-1730 (399 amino acids)
Biological process (GO): regulation of Notch signaling pathway
Cellular component (GO): membrane
Molecular function (GO): O-fucosylpeptide 3-beta-N-acetylglucosaminyltransferase activity
Source: RefSeq, a predicted model, not a curated record
AGAAAAUGCUCGCCAGACCUUCAGAAAAAGUGACGUCGAUCCGUGUAUUAUUUUGAAAGUCCUGACCGGAGCAGCCAUGUUCCUGUUGCAGCUGCUUUGACGGACCGUCCGGUAUGAGUUGUUUGUUUGUAGAGUAUUCGGUGAGGUUAACGUGCAGCAGUGGUUAUGUCGGUGAAAGGAACGUUGUUCCAACACCAGAUUCCUGAAGAAGUCACGGAACAGAGCGGUUCUGAACGAGGACAGCCAAGAACUGGAACCGUUUAAAGUCACGACGGAACAAAAAGGACAGAACAGAGCCGCGCAGUGGAUCCUGGAGCUUUACUGUCCAGCGCUGCUUUCUCCCGCUGAGUUCCACUGAAUGCUUGCUUGUCGCUUCCAGACUGAGUUCAGCGUCUUUAUGGACAAGAGAAGCCAGAUGUGUCCUCUGGUGUUUCAUGGAUUCCCUCUGCUGGUGUGAUGAUGGGACGGCGUGGUGUUGGAAGUGACUGCAGCCCUGGAGGCUGACCAGCUUGUGCCAUUGGCCAGUCAGGAUGCACAUAGCUCCAGUGGGUGUCAGCAAGUUCUGCUUCCUUUUCUCCCUGGCAUUCUGCGGUCUCAUCCUUCUGCUUAUUCCGGCAUUCCAGCCACCAACGGGCCAGGUGACCCUGCCUCAGCCCCGACCCCAGGUUAGACCUGCCCAGGCGAGCCCAUCGCACCGUGCUGGGGUUCUAGCAGGUUCUACCUAUGCGGGAAAUGCAGACUUGGACACAAGACUCAAUAGAAGCUCAUGGCAGGGGAGACCUAUCUCGACUGGACUUAACAGGAAUUACAAUCACAGUCCCAAGAAGUGGGUGGACUCUAGAAGACUCCCCGAAAAACAUGCUCUCAAUGUGGGAAAAGUUGGUAGACUUUCAGGGUCGGACAAGUUGGAGCUGAAGGACAUUUUUUUUGCAGUGAAGACUACCAGGAAGUACCACAAGUCCAGAUUAGAGCUGCUGAUUCAAACGUGGGUGUCACAAGCUAAAGAACAGACGUAUAUAUUCACUGAUGGUGAGGACAAGGAGUUGCAGAUGAGGACAGGAGCCAACAUCAUCAACACAAACUGCUCAGCGGCUCACACCCGACAGGCUCUGUGCUGCAAAAUGUCUGUGGAGUACGACAAAUUCAUCGAGUCCCAGAAGAAGUGGUUCUGCCAUGUGGAUGAUGACAACUAUGUGGUCCUGGCCAGCAUGGUGCGCUUGCUCUCCUCCUACCACCACAGCCAGGACGUCUACCUGGGCCGGCCCAGUCUGGAUCACCCUAUUGAGGCUGCAGAGAGGGUCAAGAGUGACGGAUCGGUGUCUGUCAAGUUCUGGUUUGCCACCGGUGGAGCAGGUUUCUGUAUCAGUCGAGGUCUGGCCCUGAAAAUGAGCCCGUGGGCCAGUUUGGGGAAUUUCAUCAGCACAGCAGAGAAGAUCCGCCUCCCAGACGACUGCACCGUGGGCUACAUCAUUGAGGCGCUGCUGGAGGUCACUUUAACACACACACACCUUUUCCACUCUCACCUGGAGAACCUGCAGAAGCUGCCCACUGAGACUCUGUUGGAGCAGGUGACGCUCAGCUACGGAGGUUUUGAGAACAGAAGGAAUGUAGUGAACAUUGUUGGAGGCUUUUCACUGGCUGAGGACCCCACAAGGUUUAAGACACUGCACUGUCUUCUGUAUCCAGAUACGAAGUGGUGUCCAAAGCUCAAACCUCAGCACAAAAACUGAAUGCCGCUGUGAUUAUAUUCUGCAGCACUGAUGCCUGCCACAUCAUUUGUCCCACCGCCUCACUCUGCCACGGUUAGGCUUGGCUGGAAAUCCUUCAGAAAUCAUGGGGUACACAAAACUAGCUUCUUUAGUACCUCAGAACUCUUUAAUGUGUGGCAUUAAUCCAGCCUAUUAGGUGAAACCUUAAUGUCUCUAGUGUUAAGGUCUAAUAAGGAGUUUAACUGCAGUUUUUGACUCUUCAGCACUGGCCUCAUUUUUGAGCCUCAGAGGAUGCUGUUUGUGCUAUCCAGAACACUUUGUUAGAAAGCAGCCCUGCAUCCUAAUGCCUGAAUGGAUCUACAAUCUAAAAUGAAAUGGAUGGAAGUUGCAGAAUGUACUCUCCACAGAGCUUAACCUCCAAAUUCCAGUCGAGUGAAUCAGUGUUGCGGCAACCGAAUCUGAAGCUGCCUUUCUUAUCUCAAAGCGCCCUUGGCUCACUUAACUCCUUGCCUUUUCUUAAGGAAAUAGAAAAGGUUACUGUGAUCUUGUUGUUUUUAUUUUUUGGGCUCCAUCUGCUGCGGUUUUACUGAACCCAUCCACCGGUUUAGUUAAACCAAAGGCUGCUCUGAGUCUCUGACCAAAGCUGUAGAAGUACAAAUCAGUCAGGAUAGGCUAAAACUAUCCUGUGGCUAUGAACGACUAAAACAAGUUGUUGCAUUUAGAUCUCCGUUGACAUUCAUGUUUGCCGUUUGAAACAUGAUGUUCUUCGACUCAACCAAUGAGAUGUCAGUAAAAAAAACUAAUAGUCUGAGAGUGUUGAAAUGAUUCAGGCAAACACUACAUUAUUUGAAGGACCUCACAGUAUUAUUUCUAUCAGCAGCAUUCUCUGUUUAUGAGGCUGUGAAGGUUUUUGUGUUUGAGGGCCUUAUAGUUUGUCCCCAACAAACCCCCGAUUCUGUUUUCAUCUUUCUUUUAUGCUGUUGAUCUAAAAUUCAGCUGAAAAUUGAGAUAUGAAUGGAAAAUGGGUUGUUAUACUUUGAAUGAGUCUGAACAAUGUUGAGGUUGUUUCAACAAGAGCUGAACUGAUUGAAUAGGAGCAGAAAUGAAAUGAGCUGGACACCUCUGUGCAUGGGCUCACUUUCACUGCAGUCUGUUGUAACCAAACACGUUCUCCUUGUAAUCGUUCAUCUCUAACAGGUCCAGGUUUUGCACUAAUUUGAUUCUGUCGCGUCCUAUAGGUUACAGACUGAAGCUGUACGUUACAGUGUUGGUGUAAAGAUAAAUGAACUCUUUUUUUAUAUAUAUUGUUUUUACUUUGUGUAUUCUUUCUUUGCAUAGGUUGUAGUUUCAGCUCUGCUUGUACUUCUUUCAGGCACAGCUACUUUAGUGGGUGGAGCCAAAGAUAUCUUAUGAAUGCCAUGAAAUGUGGUACAAAAUGCAUGCACGAGUUUUGUUCUCAUCUCAAGUGCUGCCAGCGUCUCACUUUCCAUUUAGAGCACAUCAUUAGUUUGAUUGAACUUGAGGACAAAUUUUACAUUUGUAGCUCUGCUGACGGCAAAUUAAUGCUCUCUUGUUGGUCCUUUCAGCACAUUUAUGCUGUUGGAUCUCUCUGAGCCAACCACUCUUUGACCACAUUAGUGAGGCUCUAGGAAUGUGAACAGAUCCAUAAUAAUUCAAUGGAUGUCAUUUUGUACCAACAUUUACAAUUGAAAUUGCUCAAAAUCCUCUAGAUGCAUUGCCAGGAGGAAUUCUAACAUCCUUAACGACCCUUUGACUUUUCAUCUAGCACCAUCAUCAGGUCAGAAAUAGAAUGUGUUCCGAAUACCUGGAGAACUUCAGCUGAUGUUUAGUACUAAUCAGCACAUUGUUAAAGCGCCGCUGGGCCAGUAUCAGCCUCAAAGCAGAUGCUUUCUUCAUGAAGAAAUGUGUUUCUAGCCACAGUCAUGCUGUAGUUCCUUAAGCAUGCUUGUUUGGCUGCUCUAAAUUAUAUCAGCUCAUGAUACAGUGGGAAAUGAAGCAUCCCUAGCCCUGAAACUAAAUUGUCUUAAUCUCAGGAGCGCGGUUCUUUCUUCAAACGGGAGAAUGAUCGACGGCUCCUUGCUCUCCACCCACUGAGCUCAUUCAAACUAGCAUCAGUAUUUCUGCUUAUCAAAGAAUGCGUGUAAAGCACCAGUCUACCUUUUUGCACAACAGACAAGAAUCCAAAACCCACUGCGGGUCAGAGGGCGAAACGGAGUGAUGUGUGUUUUUGUAAACCCUGUCACUGAUGUAUUGUUGCAUUGUUUCAUUAUGAAUAAAACCUUUCUGCAUUCUCAA